AUAACAUAGCUGAAUUUAAAAAUAAACCUUGAACAUUCAAUAUCACACUCAGCCCUAAAGAUGUAUAAUGGCGCCUACUUAAUAGGAAAACCAAGGUAAAAUAGCGAUCUAAACAUUGGCCUUACCAUUUCCAGGAGGCCGGCUGCUUGGGCAUGCGUGCUGGACGCUGCGCAUGGCCAAGGGGAAAAGUCGUCGGUGGAUCCUCCGUUUUACAUUCCAUGAUGCAUACCCGUGGCAACAGGAAAGACUAUGAUCUAUGGGCCGCUAAUGGAAAUCCAGGAUGGAAUUACGAUAAUAUUUUGAAAUAUUUUAAAAAAUCGGAGAAUAUGCAAAUUCAGGAAUUAGCAAACGAUAUAAAAUACCACUCUACAUAUGGACCGAUGAAUAUCCAAGAACCGAACUGGAGAAGCCCACUGUCUCGAGCAUUUUUGGAUGCUGGUAUAGAAACUGGUAGUAAAAUUGUAGAUUACAAUGGGGAGAAACAAAUUGGAUAUUCUUACAUUCAGUUUACUAUGAACAAUGGAAGUAGAGUAAGCUCGAGUCGCGCAUUUCUUCACCCAAUUAAAAACCGCAAAAAUUUUCAUCUUGCAAAAAAUGCAAUGGUUACAAAAAUUCUCAUAGAUCCUUGGAAGAAGAGAGCUUUCGGUGUACAAUUAAUGAAAGAUGGAAAAAAGUACACAGUAAAAGCAAGACGGGAAGUGAUUCUAUCUGCAGGUGCUAUCAAUUCACCACAAUUAUUAAUGUUAAGUGGAAUCGGUCCUACGGAGCAUUUAACAAAUAAAAACAUAUCAACCUUCAUUAAUUUGCCAGUGGGUUAUAAUCUUCAAGAUCACUGGGCACUCGGAGGACUCACAUUUACAAUAAACACAACAGACUCACUGAGAAUUGAAAGCAUCGCCACUUCAGAUAAUGUUAUUGAGUAUUUCUGUCACCAUACUGGCCCUUUAGCAGCUCCAACUGGCACAGAAGCUAUUGCCUUCAUUGACACAAAGGACCUACAACAUAACUCAGACGGCUAUCCAGAUUUAGAGUUACUAUUUGUGGCCGGUUCCAUUGUAUCGCAGCCAGCAUACAAACAUGUUUUUGCCAUUGAUGAACAUUUAUAUGACGUGGUUUACAAGCCAAUUAAUAACAGGCACACUUGGAUGGUAUUUCCAAUGAUAUUACGUCCUAAGUCAAGAGGCCGAAUAACUUUGAAAAACAAUAAUCCUUUUGAGAAACCAUUGAUAUACGCAAACUAUUUUACAGACGAUGGGCAUGAUGAGAAGAUAAUAUUAUAUGGCAUCAGAAAAGUAAUAGAAUUAUCAAAAACUAAGGCAUUUCAAAAAUAUGGGAGCAAAUUACAUGAUAUACCAAUACCGACAUGUGCUCAUUUAAAAUUUGGUUCGGAUUUGUAUUGGAAAUGCGCAAUGAAAACAAUUACAAAUACAAUCUACCACCAUUGUUGCACUGCUAAAAUGGGACCAAAAAGCGAUUCAGAGGCCGUUGUAGAUGCUCGUUUAAAAGUUCAUGGAAUCGCAGGACUUAGAGUAGUAGAUGCCAGUGUAAUGCCACAUAUACCAGCUGCUCAUACGAAUGCACCAACGAUGAUGAUCGCUGAAAAAGCAGCUGACAUGAUUAAGGAAGACUGGGGAAUCUCCAUUUAGAUUUAAGCAGAUUUCUCAAUUUUCAAAUACACGAAAGAAGGAAUACUGUUCCUUCCUCCAAGGUGAUAGAAUGACGAACUCGCACCGUAUGGCGUAGCGUUGGCGGACCCACCAAUAGGUGAACUCAAUACAGCAAACGAGUCGCAGGGAGCCGUAGGAUUCAGGCGGCGCAAGACUGUGAUAUAUGGAAGUUCCUACAAGAGACUUAUGUUCAGCUUUGGACGUAUAUCGGUUGACGAUGAUGAUGAUUAUGAUGACUGCUCUAUCGUAACAACUUUUAACUCUUAAUUUCAUAGUUCAUAUUUUUGCAGCAGAAAUAAUAACAAUUAAAAAUUUGAAGUUAUGUGGACUUUUGGUUUGUGUAUCGUAAAAUUUAUGGCAAAGGUACACUUUGAACUUGAAAACCCCAAGGUUGAACUGCAUUUGGUUUUUCGAUAAAUAAUAAAAGUUUUUUGAAUAAUUUAGUUUGUGUUUAGACAAUACCCGCGAAUGGCGCGAUUAAGACAAUUCUCGCGACUUCGUUCGCGUGGAUUUCAGUGUUUUAAAAUACCGUGAGAUUUUCCUCCUUCCUUUCAUUUUCCGGACUAAAAAAAUAACCUAUGUCCGUUUCUGGAAUGCAAGCAAUGUCUGUAUCAAAUAAAUGAGGCCCGUGACAUCGUCAGUGUGGCUUUAGAUAUCUUAAAAUCCCAUGGAAACUCUUUGAUUUUCCGGGAUAACAAGUGGCUCAUA
Maniola jurtina (meadow brown) is the source of this 2375-nucleotide messenger RNA. Its product is annotated as glucose dehydrogenase [FAD, quinone]-like. NCBI's taxonomy places the organism in Eukaryota, Metazoa, Arthropoda, Insecta, Lepidoptera, Nymphalidae. Gene Ontology annotation, molecular function: oxidoreductase activity, acting on CH-OH group of donors; flavin adenine dinucleotide binding. Bases 153 to 1646 code for a protein of 497 amino acids. The record is from RefSeq and is a predicted model, not a curated record. The transcript has 2 exons.